Molecule: messenger RNA, 1024 nt
Organism: Diatraea saccharalis (sugarcane borer)
Lineage: Eukaryota; Metazoa; Arthropoda; Insecta; Lepidoptera; Crambidae
Source: the annotation of a GenBank genome assembly
AAAAAUAUAACCUUAAAAGUUUAUAACUAAAAAUGCCCUUAGAUUAUCGUAGAUUCAAUGGACCCGAAGAUAGUGUUUCAUACAAACGUUACACAAACAAGUAUUAUAAAGGUUAUGAUGAACUUUAUAAGGAGCUGGUGGAUGACAAGGGUCGAAGGAAAGACGGUCGUGCACUAGAUGAAGCCCGAAGCAUGUGUAUGUUUUUUGCACGCACAGAUUUAAUUUCUCAAGCAAAAGGUUCUGCAUAUAUAGAAUUAAAGAAAACAAAAGUAGUAUGUUCAGUUUUUGAUCCUAGAGAAAUUCCUCAUCAAAAUGAAUUCAGUCAAUUAGGUCAGCUUUACUGUGAAGUGAAAUUUGCACCAUUUUCAUGUGCACAACAAAGGAGGCCACAUGUGGAUGCAGAGGAUAAAUCUUUGUCUGUUGCAUUGCGACAAGCUUUAGAACCAACAGUCUGCAGACAUUUGUUUCCAAAUUAUCAGGUAGAUGUAUUUGUCUACAUUUUAGAACAUGAUGGUGCCUGUUUGGCAGCAGCAAUCAAUGCUGCAGGACUUGCAUUAGCUAAUGCCUCAGUACCCAUGUACGACAUAAUCACUUCCAGUUCUGUAGCUAUUAUUGGCAAAAAAGUAUUUGUUGAUCCAACAGAAGCAGAGGAACACCUUGCUAUGAUGUCACCAGAGACAGAAGGUACAAACCAUGGCAUCAUCACAAUGUCAAUGUUGUCAGAAUUGAAACAAGUGUCAGACUUUGUGCAGAUUGGAUCAAUGGACAUUGAGUGUGUCACUGAGGCUAUGGAUAUUUUAGAAAAAGAAUGUGAAAAUAUUGUGCCCAAUAUACAAAAAGUUCUUGUACAUAAUGUUGUACAAUCUUUUAAUCAAAGAAAGCAAUUAGAGGCAGAAGCAAAGGAGAGAGAAAUCGCUUUAAAUGUAAAAAUGGAAGAGUGGAAAAAAUUAUUAAAUGCUGGAUGAAGUUUAAAUUGUGUUUUAUUUCUUUCCUGUCAUAAACAAAAUGCUAAUACUGACUAUAA